UCGAACUCGCCCAAACAAGAUUAAAACGGAUUCCGUUACCUGGAAGUUAGACUGAUUUGUGUGCUCUGCAAUUUGGAUCUGUUCUUUUUUGAUCAUCUGUGACACUAAUAAUUUUGUAAUUUUGGCUGAUAGUUUGCACCUCAAUCAUGAACCGCUACACGCCAGUUGAGAGAAUUUGCAGCGGGUUCUUCGGCCCCGAUCACCGGGUAAUGGAACGCCGUGGGCCCGGUAAGAAAGAGCGUCGGAUGAAGCUCGUCCCGUGUGGUAGCAGAGAGUUUGCUAUGAGAGCCCUCGGCGUGUACAAGGAAAACAUCGUUUUCAUGCUCAAACAUGAGAACAUUAUGAAGGUGAAAGAGGCUUUCCUUCACAAACAACAAGGUACAGUGUACUUGUGUAGUGUCUGGAAGAAAUAUGACAGUCAAACUUUGAAUGAAUUUCUGAUACACAAGCACAAGGGAAUGACGGAUGACUCGUAUAAAUCGCUUUUCGUGCAGCUUGCUACUGGGUUGUCUUUCCUACACUCCAACGGUGUGGCUCACAAUGCCCUCACACCAUUCAGUGUGGUCAUGACGGAAUACCACAACGGGGAUGGAGUAGCAAAGUUGACAGACUACGGACUAUCUCAGCUUUGUCUCAAAGCUGAGGGUGACAAGUAUGCCAUGGAAGAGGGCAGGUCUAAAAGCUUAACAUACGCCCUACCCCCAGAGGCCUACAAUCCGAACUGGGCACGAGAAUUUGACAAACCAUCGAAGCCAGCUGAUAUUUUCAUGCUUGGAAUGUUAUUCAAUGCCGCAGCCGACCACUCCCUUCUCCACCAAACUGAUAAGACAAAAGAACCACACCUUGAAGUAAUGGCAACAUAUUUGCCAUUUCCCGGUUAUGGACAGGUCCCAGUUGGUAAAUUCAUGCACAACAACCCAAGUGUGGAUUUGGACCACCAACUUUUCCGCGGUGUGAGCCCUAAUCUUAGACGACUUCUUCGUAGGAUGGCUCUACUAGAACCAGAGAGUCGCCCUGCACCCACAGGAGUACUGCAGAUGCUGAACGCCUGCAAGACGCUUCGGAAACCUCGCUCCAUCCUCACCACACCCACAGAGAGAGAUGACAACGCCCCCUUCAAGAUGCCUCUUGCACCUUUGAACUCAAACCGAAAGCGGAGGAGUUCAUCUAUUCGUUAUGAUCCUAUGUCCAGCAAUAAAGCAAAGAAGAACACGAUGACAGCACCAGCUAGUGAGUGGGAGAAGUCGUCUUCACAAGCAACCUCUGGGCUUAUAAGACGGGCUUCCUUACGUCUGUCACAGAGAGCAAGAAGCGUCAGUGACUAUCUGAACCAGAAAAAGUCAUUUAAAAUCACUGACUGAUGACAGGAUUGCCUGCAGAAAGCCAUAGGUCUACAAGUAUGCCAACCGAGAAUCAUCUUUUUAUAUUUUCUUGUAAUUUUAAAAGCCUUUUUGUAUUUAAUAGAUGUUAAAUUUGCA
Messenger RNA from Asterias rubens (European starfish), 1478 nucleotides. RefSeq names its product cyclin-dependent kinase-like 5. NCBI's taxonomy places the organism in Eukaryota, Metazoa, Echinodermata, Asteroidea, Forcipulatida, Asteriidae. The record is from RefSeq and is a predicted model, not a curated record. Gene Ontology annotation, cellular component: cytoplasm; nucleus. Gene Ontology annotation, molecular function: ATP binding; protein serine/threonine kinase activity. The transcript has a single exon. Bases 147 to 1361 code for a protein of 404 amino acids. Gene Ontology annotation, biological process: protein phosphorylation; mitotic DNA damage checkpoint signaling.